Messenger RNA from Purpureocillium takamizusanense, 2314 nucleotides. RefSeq names its product Cyclohexanone monooxygenase. NCBI's taxonomy places the organism in Eukaryota, Fungi, Ascomycota, Sordariomycetes, Hypocreales, Ophiocordycipitaceae. The coding region runs from base 451 to 1716 and encodes 421 amino acids. Gene Ontology annotation, molecular function: flavin adenine dinucleotide binding; N,N-dimethylaniline monooxygenase activity; NADP binding. The record is from RefSeq and is a predicted model, not a curated record. The transcript is spliced from 3 exons.
CUCAAUUCCGGUCCUAGCUGAAACUUGAUCGCCUGGCUGCCUGUUAUCCGAUGCGGAGAAACCUAGGCGCCAGUCUCCAUCAGACGAGCUCAGCUCCCCUCCAUCCGGUCUCUAUCAUGGCCCAGACAGACAACGGGCCGAACCGAGGUUCAACUUGGCGGCGGUUUUGGCGUGAUGCACGUAAAACAACCUGCCCCCCUCCCGCCCUCUCCCACCUGGCCUGAACCACAGAUGCCGUGCUCUUGCAAAUGUCAAACAGACGGGUGUUUGCAUCCUGGUUCCGAGUCUACCAUUCGACGGGAGUUUAACCGUGCUCUUUCUCUGUCAGAUUGUAACGUUAGUUAAACUCGUGGGCUAUUGGUCCCCCUCAAACUACGGACUCUCUCGCCAGGCCACUGCAUCAUCGCAGCAACUCAGUUGGAGACAGACACUUUUGUUCAUUAUUGAGCCAUGGCGCAAGGUGAGAAGCAACGUACGGGCUACAGCCAGUUUGCUUGCAUCGGGAGCGGCUUCUCGGCCAUUGGUCUCGGGGCGACGCUGAAGCGAUGGUACGGCAUCACCGACGUCCGUUUCUUUGAACGCCACGAGCAGCUCGGCGGGACGUGGUUUGCCAACCAAUAUCCAGGCUGCGCCUGCGACGUCCCUAGCAUCCUGUACAGCUUCUCCUUUGCCCCCAACCCCAAAUGGACGCGGAUUCUCGCCUCGGCCCAGGAGCUGUGGGAGUACCUGUACAAGGUCGCCAAAGACUACGACCUACCCUCCAAAAUGACCUUUGGCGUCGAGGUCGUGCGCUGCGAAUGGAUCGAAAGCACCAAGCGCUGGCGGUUGGAGAUACGGAACCUCGAGGACGGAUCCGUCUUCUUCCACGAAUGUCAGUUCCUCUUCAGCGGCACCGGGAUCCUCGUCACGCCUCGUGAGCCCGACAUGCCCGGCAUCGACACGUUCAAGGGCCCCGUAUUCCACGCCGCGCGCUGGCGCAAGGAUGUCUCUCUCAAAGACAAGAACGUGGCCCUCAUCGGCAACGGGUGCACCGCGUCUCAGAUCGUGCCCAGGGUCGUCGGUGAGACACGCCACCUGACGCAGUACAUCCGGUCCAAGCAUUGGAUCAUCCCGCCCCUUGACGUGCCCAACACCAAGACCAUCAGCUGGCUCUUCCAGUACGUCCCCGGCCUCAUGGCCUUUGUGCGCUUCCUCGUCUUCCUCCACGCCGAGAACGACAUGCGCGGCUUCUUCAUGACCGGGGCGGGCGAGCGAUACCGCAAGAACAGCGAGCGCAACGCCACGCGGUAUAUCCGCAAAACCGCCCCGGAGCGCUACCAUGACCUGCUGAUCCCCGACUUUGAGAUUGGCUGCAAGAGGAGGAUCUUCGACCCUGGAUACUGCGAGGCGCUGCACGCGAAAAACCUCGACGUGCUCGACGACCCCAUCGAGGAGGUCCUCCCAGACGCGAUUCGCACCAAGGGCGGCAAGGUCACCAAGGCGGACGUCAUUGUCCUGGCCAACGGCUAUUCAACGAACCAGUUCAUGAGCGGCAUCGAGGUCGUGGGUAGGAACGGCGUGACGUUGGACAAGCACUGGGAGAAGUUUGACGGACCCGAGGCGUACAACUGCAUGGCUCUCAACGAGUUUCCAAACUUUUUCAUGAUUCUUGGUACGAUAUGUUUUUUCUUUCUUUCUUUCUUCGCCAACGCACAGCACCGCACCGCAUCCUCUUGAAUGUAGCGAGACACAGCUGACACCAAGAAAUCCAGGGCCAAACACCGCCACGGGGCACACAUCCACCAUCAUGGCCGCCGAAAACGGCAUCAACUACGCCCUCCGCAUCAUCAAGCCCGUCCUCGACGGCUACGCGGACGUCGUCGAAGUCAAGCCCGAGGCCGAGGAGCGCUACUCGCGCCAGAUGCAGGAGGACUUGCACAAGACGGUCUGGUUGGCGGGCUGCGUGAGCUGGUACAACGUGGCCGGCCGCAGCGGCAAGAAAUGGAACUCGAUGACCUACCCGCACUCGCAGGCGCACUACUGGUACAAGUGCCUGUUUCCGACGUACGAGGAUUGGAACUACACGAUGACCCCCGGCGCUGCGCGGCGAAAGUUCCUGCGGAGGGCUUUCAGGAUGGUUCUUUGGACGGGUGCUCUUGUGUCGGUGCUCGGCGUGGGUGCUGCUCUUCGCAACGGCCGCUUCGACCAGAACCGGUAUUUGCCUCAUGUGCUACAGGCAUAUCAGGCGGUGCGGACGCGCCUCCCAUUUUGAUGGACAGAAGGCGAUGUCCGCACCGAUCUGCAUUUCUCCAAUACAAACAUGAAGCAUCCAGAG